This is a messenger RNA of Limulus polyphemus (Atlantic horseshoe crab), 4709 nucleotides long. RefSeq names its product integral membrane protein 2C-like. Bases 102 to 1043 code for a protein of 313 amino acids. Gene Ontology annotation, cellular component: plasma membrane; extracellular exosome; Golgi apparatus. The transcript is spliced from 6 exons. The record is from RefSeq and is a predicted model, not a curated record. Gene Ontology annotation, molecular function: amyloid-beta binding. Gene Ontology annotation, biological process: negative regulation of amyloid precursor protein biosynthetic process. Lineage: Eukaryota; Metazoa; Arthropoda; Merostomata; Xiphosura; Limulidae.
UCAAGGCUGUUCUGUUACUGUUAGUUGUUAACAGCGUAGGCAAGAGGUUAUAAUAUUAAACACUACUGAGGAAGUGAAAAUUGACAUUUUAUUAUAAAAAUAUGACUAUAGUCACUCAAGGAGUCACUGAGAAGAAGCUUUCUCAGCAAAAGGAACCUUUAGUGACGAAAGAAGUGUCUGAGGUGGAAAAUGGGCAUGUUGAAGUAGGACAUCCAAAGGCAAAAAUAGUGAGAUUCCAGGAACGUGCUAGGCGUGUUAAUUCAGCUACAACUCUGUGUGUCUUUGUUACUGCAUUGUUAGUGCUUACAUUUGGCAUCAUUGGUGGAGUGUGCUUGUACAGACAAUUUUCGCAGUACAAGUUCCGUCAGUUCCGAGGUCGGUGCUCUGUUCCAUAUAAUGUGUAUGCAUCAGAACAGAAGCAAGUUGUAACUAAUGGCUUCAGAAAUUACAAGGAAUCUUUUGAGAAAAAUUUCUCUACAUCCUCAAGCAACAUGGUACAAGCAACAAAGAACCCCUACAAGAAUUUUUUUACGGAAGAGUUUGAGAUUGACAUAGAGUAUGAAGAGUAUGAACAGAUCGAGGUACCAGAUUUCUCUCAUGGUCGACAUGGACGAUUCAUUCAUGAUUUUAUUGUGAACAAAACUGGAAUCGUGGAUCUAGAAGGAAGACGGUGUUUUGUGAUGCCACUCAACCGUAAGCUUAUCUACCCUCCACAUUCUUUAGUUGAUCUGAUGUUGAAAAUGGAGGCUGGCUAUUAUGAUGUGAACACAGAAAUUGUCCGAGAAAGAAUGUAUGUUAUUACACCACCUAUCACUGACAAGAAAAUAAUGGGAUAUCAUAUUGCAAGGGCUUGCUCUGCUUUCCCUACAUAUCAUCUGGAAAGGAUGCCUAUUUCAAAAGCUAAUGCAAACAGACCUCAGAGAUUUAACAAGCGUAGUGUGGAAAAGGAUGAAAAUAAUGUGUUUGUUGAGUUUGCAGGACCUAACAUCAGUGAGAUACAAAUAAUUAACCUUCAUCAUGCUGUUGGUGCACCAGUAGAGUAGCAACAGAAACUGAUCAAGCUGUGUUUUUCUACUGAUUUUUUUAGCAGAAUAGUCUAUUUACUUAGAUAUUUCUGUACAAGUUCAUUAGCUUACAUACUCCCAACUAUAACGUGUUGUAUGGUAUUGUAUUUCAUCAGUAAUAGUUGUAGGGAAAAAGCUUAAUAUACAGAAUCUUGAAAUAAGUUUUUCAUUAUAUUAUGUAUUCAAUUAAUUGAUUUAACUUUGACCAGUUAUACGUUUAAUGUAUGUUUGUAACUUUUAGGAAGUUACUAAUUCUGAAUUGAUUUGCUUUAUUUAGGCUAAUGAUGUAAUCACAUUUUUUAAAUUUACUGAGAUAACUGUAUAUACCAGGUAUAAGCAAGUUCUAUUGUUCUUUCUACUGGUGUGUAAAUAAAGUAAGUGGUUAAAGUAAUUACAUAAAAAUUAUUGUAGGCAUUCCUCUUUUAUAGGUUAAAGAAGUGUCAGAAAUCAUUUAAAUAUCUCUGAAACAGUACUCUUAUCAGUGUCAAACAAAGCUUGCAUAUUUACAUUUGAGCUAUUAUUUACUAAUUUGUACAAUCAAACUUUUAUUUUCUUGGAGGGGGGGAUAUGUAUAAUAACAAAAUAUACUUGAUAUUUUCAUCACUUCCAACUGUAGUCAUUCUAUAAGGUAGUUCUGCAUCCCCUGGAUGCUUCAUAACAUUUAAUAAAGACUUAGUUACUUUAUUGUACCAAAAUGCUAUGGAGUAACAUAGAUACAGACAAUGUUCUGUAAAAUUUGAAAAAUAUGAAUGUUUUAAGUCUGCUAAGAGAGUUUUUCAUUCUUAGUGUAUAUUUCAAUCUUAACAUUGCUUCAGUCUGUUCUGUUAUUUUAAUUAGACCCCUUUUUUCAGUAAUACUUAUUACAAAAGCAAGAUGUAAACAUUGGAAAAUGUGAUUAGAUAAUAUUGUGUAAUAAAUACACAAGUCAACAUAUGUACAAUACUGAUAUUUUAAAGUGUUUCAGUUAUGAUAUAAAAAAUGCUUUUGUGGAAGUGGCUGUUCGUAAUAUAAGAGGUGUUUUAUAAUAUCACAUUUUCAUUUUAAAUCAUUAGUUAUUACGUAACAUGUAGAAUACAUGAAUUAAAAAACAUAAGUAUGGAAUUAACUUUACCAUAUUUACCUAUAGUAAGUCUGUCUCAACAUUAUGUUAAUUAGGUAUAGCAUACAUGUAGGAAAGUAGUCAAUAUAAAAUGCAAAAUUAGUAUUUGUAUGUUUUAAAAGAAAACAAUUCAAAUUUGACAUUGGAUAAGAAUUUCAUCAAAAUGUUUUUAGCAGGUAGCAUCAAAACAAGACAAUAACCAAUACUGAGUACGAACCACUUUCAUACCAGUAGAAGUAGAACACUAAAGGAUAACAUUAACUAUUGUUGUAUAUAACCUGCUCAUUGUUUCAUAGUAGAGCACUAAAGCAAAACAGUUGUAAGUAUUGGGUAUAAUUCACCCUCACAGUUUGUAGUCUAGAAUACUAAAGCCCAACAGUUACAAGUUUGGGUAUAAUUUACCCUCACGACCUAUAGUCUAGAAUACUAAAGCCCAAUAGUUACAAGUUUGGGUAUAAUUCACCUUCACAGUUUGUACUCUAGAAUACUAAAACAUAAUGAUUACAGCAUUGAGUAUUAUUCACUCUUUCAGCAUGAAGUGGACAUUGAAGUGUAACAAAUUAUAAACAGUCUUGAGUACAAUUCUUUUUGUUAUUAUAGCACUUAAAACGUCUUAGUAUUUAGGGGGGGGGGGACAUUUUUAUAAUCUUGAAAUUUACAAUGGCCUUUGUUAAUAGGUUUUAAUCUGAAAGUCUUUCUACACCCCUCCCCUCCCCAAAUCUUUAUAUGAACAUUUAUUGUGCAGAAGAAAUUUAAGGUUCCAGCAUUAUUUGGUUUGCAAAUCAAGUUUCUCUGUUUCAUUUUGUGUUUGUUUCUAUAUUCUUAACAGUCUCCUAGUCAUUUAUUAGGGUGGACAUGAUAUAUGAUUCUUCUUUGUGCGGCAUGCCAACUGAAAGUUAGCUCUGUCACGUGCAUUAGGUAGAUUGCUUAGCUGAGAGGUUCCCGUUUUUUUUUCAGUACCUCCUUCAAAAAUUCAUGUCUUUUGUGCACUCACUUUUUAUGAAACUGUUUUGAAAAGGAAAUGUUAUUUUUGCUAACAGUAUUUUAAGGGAAGAAAAUUCUUAACUACUCAGGUCCUUGCACCUCUCAUCAUUCCUCCCGUGGGGAUACCCAUAUAGUUUCAAAAACCCCUAGUUUAUAUCAUUAGCACUGGUAGAUAGGUAGAUAUAAAAUUUGUAAAUGGAUAGUCAUGUUAAAUAAAAAGAAUGUUAGGACUAACUUCAGUUACAUUUAGGGGUUUGUUUUGCAUACUGUAGCUUCUGCUUUGUGCUGAAGACCAAAAAAUUAGUUAGUAUGGUUUACAGUUAGAUCAUUUUCCAAUAGUCCUGUACAGAUUUAAGGUAUUAAUUAGUAGUGGUGGGAUGUAGUAUUUUGCUACUGGUAUUUUUUUUGUGUAUGAACACAGUCUAAUUUAUUCAGAAGUACAUUGUUCUACAUAAAUUGAUCAAAUAUAUUUCUUUUUGAUGGUUGUCAGGUACUAAAUACAUCAGAAAUAUUUCUUUGUCUAAAACUUUAACAUUAAAUAGUAAUUGCCCUCAUAAUUAUAUAACCAAAGGUCUAAACAUAGAAUGGAAAGAUUGCAGUGAUAUACAUUUCUUUACACUUGUGAGCUCCAUAGUUUGGAAAACAAACACUGAAGUACUUUAAAACAGUUUGAAAACCUUACUUUAAAUAAUACACCAAUUGUGUGAAGAAUUAUGACUGAUUAGCACUGUUAAGUAGUGUCAACUCUGAUUCUUUAUGAUGUGAUGGACACUGUGUAGAAAAGUAUAGCUCUUUAAUCAUCAUAUUUUAAUAGCAAAAAAAGUUAGAUUCCAUUAGUUUUUCUUUUUAAAUCAGUGUUGACUUAAAAAAAAAAACUUACCAGUCUAAGUCUUCAGUUGGCAUACAUUUGACAUUAUAUCUCUGAGUUUGUAGUUUCUAUUCUUUAUUUUGACAAAAUGAAAGAAAUCUAGUCUGUAAUACAAAGUUUUAUGUGUUUAUUUCCUCCCUAAAUACAGAUUUGAAUUUUUUGAUUCAGAUGGGAAAGGGUACAAUUUGCCUAGAUUUAAUAAUUCUGUUUUCCAUUGAACUUUUAUUCUUGUAUAAAAGAAUUUUUGGGUUCAUAUUUCCUGUAAUUUUGAACUUGGAGUAGAAGUAAAUGCUGAAUCAAAAAUCUAUAUUGUCUCCUGUUUCCAUUUUUACUUAAACACAAUGGAGAAUAUUUCAACAAUUUAAUGCACUCUUAUUUCUGUUGGGUUGUAACCAAGGAGACAUAAUUUAUCAUGUUCACCCUUUCAGCCAUUUAGGUUCUUACCACUGAUGCCUGCUGUCUUUGAUCCAGAUUUGCUGGAAUAAGGUGUUGGCUUCCAAAGAUAGCAGUGCUUUAAUCAGUGGUUUGUGUUACAGAUGUUUAUAUUAAUUGGAAAAGAUCAUAAUUUUUUUUAAGUAGUUCUUUUAAUCAAUUGGUGUGUGUGUGUAGUUAUUUCACUUUUUCAUUGCUUCAGAUAUUAAAAUGGAAACUGCUGUAAUUCUGGUAACGUAUAAUAAAACUUUAUUACAUGGUA